Messenger RNA from Spodoptera exigua (beet armyworm), 3664 nucleotides. NCBI's taxonomy places the organism in Eukaryota, Metazoa, Arthropoda, Insecta, Lepidoptera, Noctuidae. The record is from the annotation of a GenBank genome assembly.
AUGUCUAACAAUAUUGGUAUUAAUACUGGUAACACAAGAAUUAUGGAUGACAGCUGCUACUCCAUACCUUCGAACAACAUGUCAGGAGGAUCUCACGUCUCCCGCGCCACGUUUGGAGGUGCGGACUCUGAGAUCUCUGGCGGUAGCGCUCCGCCCUUGCCAAGCCCAGCUUCAGCGGGGGCUGCUUUAGUAUCUCCGGAGACCUUGAGCCGCCACAGCAGCCCCCCACCCCUACCACCACACCCUUCGCAUCAACAACCAGCACCUUCUUGCUCGUCCCAUAGAGUGCACUUGGAGUCACCCCUGAGAUUAUCAAGUCCUCCGUCGAUGUCGCUGGGUGGCUCGCUGUCUCUCCAGCCAGUGCUGUAUGGCCCUGGUGGACCAGUACACGCUCCACUACCACCCUCCAGACGUUUGUCCAGACCAUCUGCAGCUAUACAACAUAUGCAUGUCAUCAGCGCAAGCGACGCAUUAGCAACAACACUGUCGGCCCUCUACGGGAAACUGCUGGUCGUUAUGGGCAUCGCCUUCCCCAUGGCUGAGGUCAUCUCCACAUACAUUCCGCCCUCAUUCUAUGAGGGAUUCUACCUAUACCUGUACAUCGGUAGUAUGGUGUUCCUCCUGUAUAUGUAUGCAGCUCUCGCCAGGGACAGGUCAAGAUCUUCGGCUCCAGAUACCACAGUUGUUGCAAAAUCAGACUCAAGUUCAUCUCCAUCGGAAUCGGACUCCUGUUCAUCACGCACGGAGCGGAGCACGGCCACGGCAGCCCACAUACCGCCACAGCUGGCCGCCAAGCGGCUGUCUCUCGGCUUCGCAUUGGCGUCACGCACACAUCACUAUGGGAGCUUCUAUUUGAGGAUGGGGGCAGUUGCAUUCGGUAUUGGUUCCAUGAUCUACUCAGGUCUGGAGUUUGGACAAUAUUGGGAGUUGGAGAGGAAUACCAAUUGCCAUAACGUUCUCCUCGCCCUAACACCGGCCACUAGGAUGGCGUUCAUCUUCAUACAGAUGUACUUCAUCUUUCUUAAUAACGAGAUGAAAGUGUACAAGCACAAGAUUGUAGCCCGGUUUGGCCUGAUGCAUAUGGUUGGAACCAAUCUUAGUGUCUGGCUCAACGUGCUGGUUCAAGAAACGAAACACGAAAUCCUAACUUUCUACGAUCCAGAGAAUAAAACGAUUGGACUGUCGCAUAGACUUGCGUUCCAAAAGGCGUUUGCUUCGUUGACAACCGACGUGCCUCCUUCUCACCCUGCUGCUGCCCACCUGCGUGUACCAAGAGGUCUGAAGGGCCCACACCACAUCUUCGAGUGCCGUCGAACAAACAUCAUGGGGUCCCUUGUCCAGGAUGCAUCCCCUUUCCUCUUUCCUUGUACCAUUGAAUACUCUCUUAUCUGCGCUGCAAUCCUUUACGUCAUGUGGAAAAACAUCUCCAAAUAUCCAUCAAAAGAUGUCGCGGCAGCUAUAGUCAAAGCUCGAAUACUAGAAGGUCUGGCCUACAAAAAAUCCCCACAUUUAUACAGCGUUGACUGUGCCCGAGCUCACAAAGGCCUCUUCUUCGGAAUCUUAGUUUUGGUACUAACUAUAAUAUCAUUGAUACUCUUCUUUGUUUUGGUAUCAAAGAAGGAUUAUGCAACUCUUGCAGUAGUUGAAGUCAAUGUUUGUGAAUUAGCCUUGUAUGCUAUGACAACAUUUGCUAGUUUAGCAGGAAUGGUGUGCGUUAGGAAGCUGAAAUAUGAUGGCAACCGAAAUCUCGAACUAGACAAUAUUCUUCUGGUAGGAGCCCAAACUGGAAUGUUUAUCUACGGAACUUUCACAAUUAUUGGAGGCCAUUUUACAAUAGAGAAGAAUACUAUUCUUAUAUUGAUAACAGCUCUGUCCUCCUUGAUUCAGACUACGUGUCAGACGAUGUUUAUUCUCGAUGCGAGUCGAAGAUCAGCGAAAACGGCCGAACAGUUGCGGAAAAAGCCUGGAAGAGAAAUAGUGACAUUUCUAUUGGUGACAAACUUGGCAAUGUGGGCAAUAAAUACUCUGGAGAAGUCAAGAGCAGAGUCUCAUCCAGUGCAACUACAUUUCUAUGGACUGUGGGCUUGGACAAUCAUCACUCAUGUUUCUAUGCCCCUAGCUAUUUUCUACAGGUUCCACUCAACAGUGUGCUUGUGCGAGAUAUGGAAACGAGCGUACAAGAUGAAGCCUGCUUACAUGUAGCGACCGGCUCGGAGGUACUGGAGCACAGCGCUGUCUUUCAGGGUGUGAACCGUGGUACUUUCGGAAUCAUGAAUGUAGCCAUGUGGUAGUUGGAUGUUAGUGCCAUAGUCUCAGCUAAUUGCAGUGGACACCAGAUCGAUACAAUAAUUAGAUAUGAGUAACAUGUCCUACCGACUCAUUAGUAGUAGUGGAAGGUUUCAUCUGUUCAGUGUUCACUAGCCACAUCGUUUGAAAGUUGACUGCUGUAAUGUUAAGUUAUUGUAUUAAAAUAUUUUAAUGUGUUAUUUAUUUGUAGCUUUAUUAUACGCUUUAAUUAUCAUAGCGGAACUGAUGUUGAGACGCAGUAUUUCACAAAUAAACGGGUUGGAUUUUAUUGAUUUUAGCGCUUUACAUUUUAGAUGUGAAUUUUUCUGCAAGUUUUUAGUGUUUAAUGUAUUGUUAAUAUAUUGAAUGUGAACCUAUUAAUGGAUAAGUUAUGUGUUCAUAUUUCAUCUUGUUUACUUAGGCGUAUGUAGGAUUAGUGAGUAAGUAUUUGUAGAGAUUGUAUUCAUUCCACAUUCCACUAUAGCAGUUUAUCUCUCAAUCGCCGAUGCGUAAUGUUUAUGAUGCACUUUGAUUCAAAACGAAAGUCUUCCAUUAGGUUACAUUGUUUUAUACGUUCCUUUUACAAUAUUUUCUUUUUCAGCUACGUAUAUAUAGCUCGUAUUAUUCCAUAGUACAGAGGGAACAAUAAAUUCUAUCGACCUAACGAUAUUUUUUUGAGAAUUUUUGAAUUAAAAACAAUACAUUGGUUAUGAUAAUAAAGUAAUUUUUACUAUGAAAAGCGAAAUAGUCUGAGCAGAUAUUAGAGAUUUUGUAGUGGAUAUUUUUGGGACAAGAAUGUAGUAGUGUCAGUAAUUUUUGAUAAAUUUUUAAAUUGUAGCGAUACCUUGGACCCAGUAGUUAGGCAAACUGUAACACCAAAGUAAAUGAAUAAGAAAUUUUUGGAGCUUAUUAUGUGAGUAGUCCAUUGAAUACUCGUAGACACAUUAAUCGUCGCCAUAUAUCACAUUUUCAUUGUCUAUAGAUAUAGACUUAGCAAUUUCGUCCACAACUUAUGAAUAUUUCAACUUUAUUUCAAAGACAUUUUAUACAAUGAUUUUGUAACAAUAUUUUAUACUAUUCUUUAAGGAGUUUGGUAGCACAUGGGAUGCGUAAAUCAAAAAAUAUGUUUGCAAGAUUUUUAUAACAGAUUUUAUUGUAAAUUAUUUUAACUUAGUCAACAACAAUCUUAUGAAUUUCGCACGCCUGAAGCCGCUGUACAAUUAUUUAUAUUUCACUUAUUGAUAUACCUAAUACUUAUGAAUUCAUAUUGUUCUAUUUUAUAUUUAAUAUUGCUCAAAUAUUGUACGAUCGCUACAUGACAGAAAUCAUUGAGUAUAAGGCAACACUAUUAAAUCACAAAAAAAACAUUUUGAUCAAG